UGAAUAGGCUUCCGCUCGAUAUUUGCAUCAUUACAAUGGUGUUCUAUCAUUCACUCCCGCCCAUUCAGGUACUUAGGUCCAAGUAGUGCUCACAGUCUUAUUCCGAGUCAUACACAGGUUUCGGCUUCUAUAAAUAAUACUGCUGACGAAAAACAACGGCGCCGGCUCCGAGCGCAGUUGGGCAUAGUCCUGUGCCUGUACAAGCCGUUCAACUUCGUAGCCCACGCCGUUCUCAGCAUCCAUAGAAAUGGCAACCUAUAAAUGAUCUCCCAAUAGAUCCCACUCCGAACUAAACAUAACGAUGAACUUAUUUACCAUCCCCUCUCCAUCAAGUCUCUGGACAACCGUACGUUCGGGUGGCGCAUUUCACGUUGCUUGUUCAUUUGCUGCAUUAUGGGUUUUUGUCAAAGUCCUAAGGAUGCUUCGCUGGCGAGUGAAGACGACUCAACUGCUAGGUCCGCCUCGUACCAGCCUCGUAUAUGGCGUUUCGCGCGACCUCGCCAUAUCUCAAGAUAGUGGUGCAAUCUAUGAACGUUGGGCGACGGAAUAUGGGGUAGUGUAUAUGAUUCCGAGCGUCCUCGGGGGGACUAGAGUCGUGCUGUGUGACCCAAGAGCUAUUGCACAUUUCUACGCUCGCGAGACUUGGACAUAUGUGCAGACGCCCCUUUCGUUGGCGUUUCUGGAGGCAUCGGUUGGCAAAGGGGUACUAUGGGCUCAGGGCGAAACUCACAGAAGGCAGCGGAAGGCCCUCACGCCAGCAUUCAGUAAUGGAGCCAUUCGGAAGCUUACAUCGGUGUUUUAUGACUCAGCAUACAAGGCCAAAGGAAAAUGGGAUACUGUCCUUGAAUCGAGCAAAGAUGGUGACGCUGUAAUCGAGGUCCAGAACUGGAUGAAUCAUAUAUCUUUGGACACGGUUGGCAUUGCUGGUUUCUCCCAUGAUUUUGGCUCGCUCGAUGGAAAGCGCGCCAGCGUGACCGAAGUGUUUGAUACAUUUGGAAGCAACAAACCUUCAGCAGCGAACGAAAUUUUUGUCCUACUCGCAUCAGUAUUUCCUAUCAUUCUCAAGAUCCCCACUGAGCGGCGGAAUCUACUCAAGAAACUUAGCAUCACCAUGGGACAAAUAUCUAACGAAUUGUUGAUUCGCAGCCGCCGGGAAAAGGGUGUCAACAUAGGCGGGAGAGGCCAGGAAAAUUCUGUUAUUGGAUUGUUGAGUACGCUGUCUGAGAGAUUCAUCGUAGCCUCUUACUAA
Messenger RNA from Suillus fuscotomentosus, 1249 nucleotides. RefSeq names its product cytochrome P450. The transcript is spliced from 6 exons. Gene Ontology annotation, molecular function: heme binding; iron ion binding; oxidoreductase activity, acting on paired donors, with incorporation or reduction of molecular oxygen. The coding region runs from base 302 to 1249 and encodes 315 amino acids. Lineage: Eukaryota; Fungi; Basidiomycota; Agaricomycetes; Boletales; Suillaceae. The record is from RefSeq and is a predicted model, not a curated record.